This is a messenger RNA of Prorocentrum cordatum, 360 nucleotides long. Lineage: Eukaryota; Dinophyceae; Prorocentrales; Prorocentraceae. The record is from the annotation of a GenBank genome assembly.
AUGCAUGUCGCGUUCUUCGCGGGUUCAGCCUUCAUCAUGAGCUUCAACAGCUUUCAGCCCAGCGCUCGCACUCGUUACGUCAGGUCAUCCUCGCCGCCAAGGAGCAGCUCAGCGACUCAGAAUUCAAGGGGUACCUCCGCGAAAACACGAACUACGGCAAGGCCAAGCACCGCCUACCCCUGCAUGCGGAUCCUGCGGUUGCUGAUUCACCAGCCGCGCGCACGCUGCAGUUGGCUGAUCUGCUGCCGCCGCCCAGCACACUCCGGGGAGGUCCUCCGCACCAGCCACACGUUCUACUACGACCCGCCGCUCAUCCACUACUUGCUCGUCCGCCGAUCGUCUCCUUGGGCGUCUGCAUGA